GGUCUCGCUGCUCGGUGCGCGGCGGCGGAGAGCGAGGCCUGGUGGGCACCGCCGAAGCGCGGACCGGCUGCUCGAGGUUGUGCGCGUGAGAGAGGCACGGCGCGCGGGCGAGCGAGUGAGCGCUUCAGCUUAGUGGCACCGGGAGCGGUUGCCUAGAGCCUGAAAUCAUGUCAACCCCAGGAAAAGAGAACUUUCGCUUGAAAAGCUAUAAGAACAAAUCUCUGAAUCCUGAUGAAAUGCGAAGGAGGAGGGAGGAAGAAGGGCUACAGCUCCGCAAACAGAAAAGAGAAGAGCAGUUAUUCAAGAGAAGAAAUGUUGCUACAGCAGAAGAAGAAACAGAAGAAGAAGUUAUGUCAGAUGGAGGCUUUCAUGAGGCCCAGAUUAAUAACAUGGAGAUGGCCCCGGGUGGUGUUAUUACUUCUGACAUGAUUGAAAUGAUAUUUUCAAAUAGCCCAGAGCAACAGCUUUCUGCAACACAGAAAUUCAGAAAACUGCUUUCAAAAGAACCUAACCCUCCUAUCGAUGAAGUUAUCAGCACGCCUGGAGUAGUGGCCAGGUUUGUGGAGUUCCUCAAACGAAAAGAGAAUUGUACGUUGCAGUUUGAAUCUGCUUGGGUACUGACAAAUAUUGCUUCAGGAAAUUCUCUUCAGACCCGGAUUGUGAUUCAGGCAGGAGCUGUGCCUAUCUUCAUAGAGUUGCUAAGCUCAGAGUUUGAAGAUGUCCAGGAACAGGCAGUCUGGGCUCUAGGCAACAUUGCUGGAGAUAGUACUAUGUGCAGGGAUUAUGUCUUGGACUGCAAUAUCCUUCCUCCUCUUUUGCAGUUAUUUUCAAAGCAAAACCGCCUGACCAUGACCCGGAAUGCAGUAUGGGCAUUGUCUAAUCUCUGUAGAGGGAAGAGUCCACCACCAGAAUUUGCAAAGGUUUCCCCCUGUCUGAAUGUGCUUUCCUGGUUACUGUUUGUCAGUGACACUGAUGUACUGGCUGAUGCCUGCUGGGCCCUUUCAUAUCUAUCAGAUGGACCCAAUGAUAAAAUUCAAGCAGUCAUUGAUGCAGGAGUGUGUAGGAGACUUGUGGAGCUACUGAUGCAUAAUGAUUAUAAAGUGGUUUCUCCUGCUUUGCGGGCUGUGGGAAACAUUGUCACAGGAGAUGAUAUUCAGACACAGGUAAUUUUAAAUUGCUCAGCUUUGCAGAGUUUAUUGCAUUUGUUGAGUAGCCCAAAGGAAUCUAUCAAAAAGGAAGCAUGUUGGACAAUAUCUAAUAUCACAGCUGGAAAUAGGGCACAGAUCCAGACUGUGAUAGAUGCCAACAUUUUCCCAGCCCUCAUUAGUAUAUUACAAACUGCUGAGUUUCGGACAAGAAAAGAAGCAGCUUGGGCCAUCACAAAUGCAACUUCUGGAGGAUCAGCUGAACAGAUCAAGUAUCUGGUAGAACUGGGUUGUAUCAAGCCGCUCUGUGAUCUCCUCACAGUCAUGGACUCUAAGAUUGUCCAGGUUGCCCUGAAUGGCUUGGAAAACAUCCUAAGGCUUGGAGAGCAAGAAGCCAAAAGGAACGGCACUGGCAUUAAUCCUUACUGUGCUUUGAUUGAAGAGGCUUAUGGUCUGGAUAAAAUUGAAUUCUUACAGAGUCAUGAAAACCAAGAGAUCUACCAGAAGGCCUUUGAUCUCAUUGAGCAUUACUUUGGGACCGAAGAUGAGGACAGCAGCAUUGCACCCCAGGUUGACCUUAGCCAGCAGCAGUACAUCUUCCAGCAGUGUGAGGCUCCUAUGGAAGGUUUCCAGCUUUGAAGCAAUACUCUGCUUUCUUGUUCCUGUGUCACACCAGGCUACCCAGUCAAGUCCUCUUGUGGAGCCCACAGUCCUCAUGGAGCUAACUUCUCAAAUGUUUUCCAUAAUACUGUUUGCGCUCAUUUGCUUGCCUUGCGCACCUGCUCUUUACACACAUUGGAAAACCUCUGGCUCUCUGUGGUGGAAUAUCCUUCUAAUAAAAGGGUAACCAGAGCGGCCCACUCUCUUAUGGAAAUAUCCCUAGGCUUUGGAGAUCUGCACUUAUUAGAAUCAUGGGAAUACACACAUUAGUGUGGCUCCCUUUUUUUGUAGGGGAAAAAGAGGACUCCUCAUUCCCUUUAAAGUGGGGAAAAGAAAUACUGACAUUAAAGAUGAAACUAAACCUUUAUCUUGAAUUUCUCACAGCUACUUGCGACAGGGUGAUGUUUAGACCCGAUGCAUAUACUUCAGAAUACUUCUCAUGAGUUCUUCCACACUGAACCCUUGGAUACCUGGUGGCUUUUUCUAGCCAGAUUUGCAUUAAUCCUUACUGAGAUUGGAUGGUUUUCUUUCCUCUAUUGGCGCCAUUCUACAGAUAUUAAAGUUAAACCAUCCAUUCCCUCACCUUCAGCCUUCAGUGAAUGUGCUUUCUAGUUGUCAGGAAUGCUGAAGAAUUAACACUUUGACUCUUAAAUGUGAUACAGGUUUGCAGAUUCCCUUAAAGCAGAAUGAAGAGGAGCACAUAUUAAUUUGUAUGGCUUCUCUGGUCUUAAUGUGUCUUAGGAUUUGGAAGUGGUUCAAUUCUAACAUUGAUAUGAAGAUUUAGAAUCUUAGUGAUCAAAAGACCAUAUCCUAUUAUUCAAUACAAAAGUAAGAAAAACAAGAAAUAUAAAAUAUCCCUCUAGUUUUCCCAGACUCAACCAGUGUGACUAGAGGUUGUGUUUCUGCACUAAAGAAAUGUUUCAGGCUUUGUGGUCCUGAUCAAGGUCCUCAUUAAAUUGGAGCUCACCUUAGGUGCUUUCCCCUCUGUGACUGGCAGAUUACACAUACAAAGGUAACUUAAGGAUUUUCUGUCUUAGUCAAGUGCAGCUUGAUUUUAAUGUAUUCAUGCUGCACAUAUGGUAUCUUUAAUGUAGCAUCCUUAAAAAAUAACUGUCUUCUCAACAUGACCUGCUCAACCCAAACUAAGGGCAGUGGUCUUCUUCUUAUGACCUCAGUGUUCCCGGAUCAUAUUAUUUCAUCUCCUACUAGUACUUCCUCCCUUCUCCAGUGAAAACAGUGUCCACCUUCUGGCUCAUUUAAUGACAACUGCAAUCUGUACCUGCAAAUGGCGCUUCCAGUACUGUGUUCACUGAUCUGCAUCUGUCCUUGGACUGGAAUGAAAAAAGAAGCUUAAUUGCCAAGAGAACUGCAGACAUUCAGCCUGACUUCUCGGUGCUAGCUGGCCAUCUUGACUCAAUGUUGGGAUACACUAUCAGAGAAGAUUGUUGAUGUGCUAUCGAAAUGAA
Molecule: messenger RNA, 3271 nt
Organism: Lepus europaeus (European hare)
Lineage: Eukaryota; Metazoa; Chordata; Mammalia; Lagomorpha; Leporidae
Gene: KPNA1
Product: karyopherin subunit alpha 1
Exons: 14
Coding region: 168-1784 (538 amino acids)
Biological process (GO): NLS-bearing protein import into nucleus; postsynapse to nucleus signaling pathway
Cellular component (GO): nucleoplasm; nucleus; cytoplasm
Molecular function (GO): nuclear import signal receptor activity; protein binding
Source: RefSeq, a predicted model, not a curated record